GUUGUCAAUUGCACGCGCGCGAGUAAAGUUGAAUGAUACGAGAUUCGUCGGCUUUGGCGUGCCGACUGACAGACAGGCGGUCAUAGGAUGUGGGGUUACGCAUGGGGCGUGAGAAAAUAAAGUGUGGGAAAGAGUGGGCGUCGCGGCGUAGUAAAACAUUUGAUAUUGUAUGUAGUGAACCGAACACUUACGAAUGCUCCAGUAGCAAACAACAUCAUUUCGUAUUGUUGUUGUGUGCGUUAUAAAUACAUUGAGUUCACGAAGCGAAAAGGUUGCGGUGUGUGAGGAAGAGAUCAACGAUUGACCGGAGAUCUCGUGGGAAACGACCUUUGUUAUGUACACUAAUAUACAUUAGUUUAAAACAAAAAAUCUUUUUCAAUAAUCACACGCAAUGGGAGUUACUGGGCUGUGGCGACUUAUAGAACCUACAGGCAAACCUGUACCGAUUGAAACAUUAGAAAAUAAAGUUUUAGCCGUCGAUAUUUCAAUAUGGUUACAUCAGAUGGUGAAAGGAUAUCAAGAUGCAAAGGGAGCUCCACUUCCAAAUGCACAUCUUAUGGGAUUAUUUCAGCGCUUAUGUAAAUUAUUAUAUUUUAGAAUAAAACCUAUAUUUGUUUUUGAUGGUGGGAUCCCAAAUUUAAAACGACAAACAAUUGCCAAAAGACAAGUUAACAAGUCAAAGUACAACUCGGAAUCAGAACGUUUAAAACGAGAACUAGCCCUCCUGAUAGGUAAAAAAACUGCAAUAGGAGCAUUAUUGGGCAAACAAAUAUCACCAAAGAAAAGUAAUGCACCACAAAAUGAUGAUGACUUAUUCAAAUUGCCAGCAAUGCCUCAAAGAGAGGAGGAAACUGAUACCGAAUCCGAUGAAGAUGAAAGUUCAAGUGCAUCUACGGUGGAUUUACACACAGUUGACCUUGAAUCAGAGAACUUUAAAAAUAUGCCAGUAAAAGAGAAAUAUGAUCUUUUGAUAGAAUUGAAGGAAACUAGAAAGAUGAAUUCCUGGGGUAAAUUACACACAUUACCAAAGAAAAGUGAUAAUUUUUCAGAUUUUCAAAUGCAAAGGUUAUUAAAGAGAAGAAAGGUUCAAGAGUGUAUUGAAGAAACUGAAAAAGAAAUGGGUGAUGUUGGAAUGUCUUUCAAUGAUUUAGAAGCACUACUUAAUGAAGAAGGUAUUGAUACUAAAAUUGAGGAACUGCCGACCCGUCGUAUUGCAUCCGAUAAAACAACACGUUUUUUGCUAAUAAAUAAUGUCAAACAAACUUUAGCUGAAGCAAAGAAAUUAAAAGAGCAAGAAGCACUUAAGGAUUUUCAAAAUACAGAUUCAAUACCCAAUGAGAAUAAUAGUACCAUAGAAAAUGAAAAAAAUGAUGAGUUGGAAGAUGACUUGCAGAAAGCCAUUAAAAUGUCUUUAGAAUGUGUGGAUGAACCUGGCACUUCAGCAACUGCCUCCACUUCAAAAGGCGAUGAAUCAUGGACAUCAUUUUUAACAGAUUCAGAACAUUCUGAUGCAUCAGAUGAUGAUGACUUUGCACCACCAACUGUAUCAACUGCUAAAGCGUACAUUAUGCAAUACAGCGAUUUUACACAUAAGGCAAUUGAUGAAAUUGUAUCAACAAAGGGCAAAAAGAAGGAUAAAACAAGUGAGAAAAAUGUGGACGACAUUAUACACGAAUUGAAUCAAGAAAACUCAAUAAUUGAAUACAAAGUAGAUUUAACAAAUGAGGAAGAUUUUGGCAAUAAUAUGUCAAACCAAUCUAAUGUGGCAAACAACGAUUCUGCAAUUAUUAUAAACACGAAUAAAUCUGAACCUGAAGCUGAUAAAAAUAUUUCCAAUAAUGAAAUUAAUACAUCAGUUGUUUGCGUUGAAACAACUAAUGAUGAAAUAAUUAAUUUAGAUACAACAACAGAAGAAUUUCCAAGUAUAAAUGACAGCAUAAAUUUUGAUUCCAAACUAUCCUCGUCAAGUGAUGAUGAAUUUGAAGAGGUUUCUGAAACUGAAACUAAGCCUCCCAAACCUGUUGUUCAACUAACAUUAAACAUGAAUGAACAAAUAGAAGAUGAUAUUUUUGCUGAUGUUUUUGAAGAUGAUAAAGGUCAAUCAAAUAAUAUAAUAGAUAUUGCAAAAACCCAAUCUAUGAAUAAAAAAGUGAACAAAAAGGAAAUAGCAGAAAUACCAGAUAAGGAAUUGCUAAUAAAAGAUACAAAGGAUAACAUUAACAAAAAUAAGGAAACCCUUGAUGAUAAAAAAGAUUUUGUACAAGAUCCUGGGGAGAUUAUUGAUAAUAAUAUACAAGUAAAGGAUAGUGCAGUACAGGAAUGUAUUGAAAAUAAAGAACGUAAGGAAUUAACUGAAGAUAAUAUUAAAAUUAAUGCAUCCUCAUCAAAAUCUGAAAACCUUCCAAUAGAACCUAAAUUGAAUGUUGAACCUUCAAAAGAAAAACCAAUAAGAGAGCCUAUAUCGAAAGAACAAUUGCAGACUAUGGAGACGGAAGUAGAUAAAGAAGAAGAAAUGUUAUUGCAAGAAAAAGGACGACUCGAUCGAAUAGGAAGGAAUAUAUCGGAACAAAUGACGCAAGAAGCGCAGGAACUACUUCAGAUUUUCGGUAUACCUUAUGUUGUUGCGCCCAUGGAGGCAGAAGCACAGUGUGCAUUUCUAGAGGCAGCAAAACUUACUGACGGUACCAUAACUGAUGAUAGUGACAUAUGGCUAUUUGGAGGAAAAACAGUAUACAAAAACUUCUUUAAUCAAAAGAAACAUGUUCUUCAAUUUUUAAGUGAAAAAAUAGAGAAGUCCUUUAAUCUUACUAGGGAACAGCUGAUUCUAUUUGCGCUUUUAGUCGGCAGUGAUUAUACCACAGGAGUGACGGGUGUAGGUCCUGUAACAGCUAUCGAAAUUCUUGCGUCAUUUCCAUUUAACAAGAAAAAAGUUAUAAACGAAACUUUAAAGGAAGCUCGUUACCAAGAAUUAGUGACUGGUCUCCAAGAAUUCAAGCAAUGGGUGAGAGCUGGAAGACGCACAGAUAAUAUAAGCCUUAAGAAUAAAUUAAAGAAUGUUACUCUCAAUGAUGACUUUCCUAGUGUGAGGGUUGUUCAAGCAUAUCUUGAACCCAAUGUGGAGAAAAGCGACGAGAAGUUUACCUGGGGCGAAAUAGAUAUAACUAUAUUACGAGAUUACACAAAAAAGAAAUUUGGGUGGUCACAAAACAAACUAGAUGAAAUCAUUAACCCCGUUUUAAAAAGAUUACUCGAGAGAAAGACACAAAAAACUGUUCACGACUAUUUUAAACGCAAAACAGAAUUUGAUUGUAUAGAUGCACAAGUGAGCAAAAGAGUUAAGGCUGCUAUUCAAAAACUGGAUCCAAAUUCAGAUACACUAAAUGAAGAAAUGCUACCACCCCCAGAGUCUAACAAACAACCCAACAAAAAUAAGAGCAAAAGAAAGCUGGUUAAAAACGAUGAAAUAAAUCAUAUAAGCAAAGUUGUGGAAGUGGCAACGGUUGUCGAGAAUAAGACUGAUUUUAGUAUUAUUAUUCCAAAGACUGAUAAGUGCCAGGAAAUCAUCCCUCAGCGCGAAAAAGUUAAACAGAGUAUGCUAGAAAAUAAGCUGAAAGCUAUCGAAGUUUUUAGAAAAACUAAAAUUGAUAGAAAACGGAAAUUUACCAAAAAGAAGUCUAUGUUACCUAAGGAUCAAGCUGAGCUUUCCGAAAGUAGCGACAGUGAUUAGGCAGCUACACAGACAAUAAUUCAGAAAAUAAUUAGAAUGCAUGUUUUUUCGUCACUAUUUAUACUAAUUACUAAUAGUACUUACUAUACUAAUACUUGUAUUACAAGCAAUAAUAAAACGCAAUUUUAAAAUAGUCAA
Colias croceus (clouded yellow) is the source of this 3865-nucleotide messenger RNA. RefSeq names its product DNA repair protein UVH3 (gene mus201). The coding region runs from base 392 to 3727 and encodes 1111 amino acids. The transcript has 7 exons. The record is from RefSeq and is a predicted model, not a curated record. Gene Ontology annotation, molecular function: DNA endonuclease activity; single-stranded DNA binding. Gene Ontology annotation, biological process: nucleotide-excision repair. Gene Ontology annotation, cellular component: nucleus. NCBI's taxonomy places the organism in Eukaryota, Metazoa, Arthropoda, Insecta, Lepidoptera, Pieridae.